AUGUCUGAUAACGAAACGACCGAAAAGUUCGAACCUGCAGUUUCGAGCCCGUUGCUAGAGCUCUCAGGUAUCGCGACCAACAUUCGUAUUCCGCCAAUAUGGCGCGACCAAAUAAGACUUUGGUUUGUGCAAUUUGAAUCCAUCGUCGCCCCCCUCAAGAAAGGCGACCAGGCAAUGUACGAACUCGCAAUAGCAAAACUAGAACGUCAGGAUUUGGACGAAGUAAGCGACAUUUUACUAAAACCACCUGAAACUAAAAAGUACGAAACCUUGAAAACCCGUUUGACUACCGUCUACGAGGAGUCUAAAGAACGUAGUCUGCAACGUCUUUUAUCCGAAAUGGAGCUCGGUGACUUAAAGCCAUCUCAGUUACUGCGUCGGAUGAAAACCCUCGCCGGUAGCAAUAUCUCCGAAACAGCUCUCCGUAUCCUGUGGUCCAAUCAUCUGCCUUUGUCCGUUCGAGCCGUCGUCGUCUCCAGCGAUACUAUUAUGAAAGACAUAAAUUUAAACGACAUAGCACUGAUGGCAGAUAAAAUUUUAGAACAGACACGUAAAGAAAUAUCCGCAAUUUCGGCACAGCCAUCCACUUCUACGACUUCCAGUGAAGCUCUUUCGCCGCAGAAAACGCUAGAAGACAAGCUGGACUAUCUCGUUCGUGAAGUCGCCGAGAUCAAGAUUCAACAGAAACAGUACCGUCGCAACACAUAUUCAGCUCCGCAAUUCAACGCUUCGCGAUUUAAUCGUCCGUAUUCUCGCACGCGCUCCAAUUUUCAAAAUCUCCAACCUUCCUCGAGCGACAUCUGUUUUUAUCACCGACGUUUCGGCGACUCAGCGUAUAAGUGCACCAUCCCCUGUAAUUUCAAGAAGAGCAAUAAUAAGGAAAACUAG
Cydia splendana is the source of this 888-nucleotide messenger RNA. RefSeq lists its product as uncharacterized. Bases 1 to 888 code for a protein of 295 amino acids. The record is from RefSeq and is a predicted model, not a curated record. The transcript has a single exon. Lineage: Eukaryota; Metazoa; Arthropoda; Insecta; Lepidoptera; Tortricidae.